Messenger RNA from Gossypium raimondii (Peruvian cotton), 963 nucleotides. The record is from the annotation of a RefSeq genome assembly. NCBI's taxonomy places the organism in Eukaryota, Viridiplantae, Streptophyta, Magnoliopsida, Malvales, Malvaceae.
AUGCAAACUAGAAAUACUUUUUCUUGGAUAAAGGAGGAGAUUACUCGAUCCAUUUCCGUAUCGCUCAUGAUCUAUAUAAUAACCGGGGCUUCCAUUUCAAAUGCAUAUCCCAUUUUUGCGCAGCAGGGGUAUGAAAAUCCACGAGAAGCAACUGGGCGUAUUGUAUGUGCCAAUUGCCAUUUAGCGAAUAAACCCGUGGAUAUUGAGGUUCCACAAGCGGUACUUCCUGAUACUGUAUUUGAAGCGGUUGUUAGAAUUCCUUAUGAUAUGCAACUGAAACAAGUUCUUGCUAAUGGUAAGAAAGGGGCUUUGAAUGUGGGUGCUGUUCUUAUUUUACCAGAGGGGUUUGAGUUAGCCCCGCCUGAUCGUAUUUCGCCCGAGAUGAAAGAAAAGAUAGGCAAUCUGUCUUUUCAGAACUACCGCCCCACUAAGAAAAAUAUUCUUGUGAUAGGUCCUGUUCCUGGUAAAAAAUAUAGUGAAAUCACCUUUCCUAUUCUUUCCCCAGACCCUGCUAGUAAUAAGGAUGUUCAUUUCUUAAAAUAUCCCAUAUACGUAGGCGGCAACAGGGGAAGGGGCCAGAUUUAUCCCGACGGGAACAAAAGUAACAAUACUGUUUAUAAUGCUACGGCAGCAGGUAUAGUAAGCAAAAUCAUACGAAAAGAAAAAGGGGGGUACGAAAUAACCAUAACGGAUGCCUUGGAUGGACAUCAAGUGGUUGAUAUUAUCCCCCCAGGACCAGAACUUCUUGUUUCAGAGGGUGAAUCUAUCAAACUCGAUCAACCAUUAACAAUUAAUCCUAAUGUGGGUGGAUUUGGUCAGGGGGAUGCAGAAAUAGUACUUCAAGACCCACUACGCGUCCAAGGUCUUUUGUUCUUCUUGGCAUCUAUUGUUUUUGCACAAAUCUUUUUGGUUCUUAAAAAGAAACAGUUUGAGAAGGUUCAAGUGUCCGAAAUGAAUUUCUAG